GGAUGGACCUAAUGUGACCUUGGGGAAUGUGUUAUCAACUGUUAUCAGUGGUGGUGAUUUGUCAGUUGUCCAUUGAGCAGUGAAGUGUAGGACUGACCUAACCUUAGACCUCUUGAUUGCCCCCUCUCUUAGUCAUGAAAGAUACAAAAACAUAUUUCAUUCUGUGCAUGAUGACUUUUGCAGUCCUAUUGGGGCUGGGUCUGUUUGCAAGUAUUUGGUGGCUUGAUGCUUCAGUUCAAGCUUCUAAAACUUCUCCUCACAUAAUUAUCAUCUUGGCAGAUGAUUUGGGAUGGAACGAUGUCAGUUUCCAUGGGUCAGACCAGUUCCAGACACCCAACAUCGAUGCCCUAGCAUACUCUGGUGUCAUUCUACACGACUACUACACUCAGCCUAUCUGUACACCAGCCAGGGCUGCCCUGCUUACUGGCAGACACCCCAUCAGUAAUGGAAUGGAGCAUGAUGUGAUAUACGCUCCACAACCAUGGGGUCUCCCACUCUCGGAGCGUAUAAUCCCACAGUAUCUACAGUCUUUGAACUACAAGUCUCAUGCAGUGGGGAAGUGGCACCUCGGCUUCUUCCACUCCAACUAUACUCCAGCCAGGCGAGGCUUUGACUCUCACUACGGCUCCUGGCUUGGGCAUCAAGACCACUACUCACAUAUGGGGUAUGAGCCUCAUCCAGGGUAUGAUUUCCAUCGUGAUUUGAACGUCAGCUGGGACGCUGCAGGUAUGUACACCGCAGAUCUCUUUACCAAGGAGGCUGAGCAGAUUAUUAGGGAUCACGAUGAUUCUCAACCUCUCUUCCUCUACCUUGCCCAUGAUCUGCCUCACGCUCCUCUGCAAGCUGAUGACAACAUUGUCAAGAGAUUCUCUUACAUUCCAGACAAAAGGAGACAGAAAUUUGCAGCAAUGGUGACAGCACUGGAUGACUCUGUUGGUUGUGUAAUGAGGUCUCUUGAGGCGAAGAACAUGUUGAACAACUCCAUUGUUCUGUUCCUAUCUGACAACGGAGGUGCAACUAAUGGAUUCAAUGGCAACGUUGCUUCCAACUGGCCUCUAAGAGGGGGCAAGGACACGCUGUGGGAGGGUGGAGUGCGGAGUGUAGGAGUUAUCUGGAGUCCUCUACUGGAGUCAACUCCCAGAGUUCACAGAGGCCUGGUCAAUGUACAGGACUGGCUGCCUACAUUACUGGAGGCUGCAGGAGUUGGCAACCAAACAUUGGAUACAAGCCAUCUAGAUGGUGUAAGUCAAUGGCCCUCUUUGCAACAGAAGACAAAACCACCGUACUCAACUAUGCUGCAUAAUGUCGACAAACAGAGGAAAAUUGGUGCACUGAGACAUGGCGACUGGAAACUCGUCACUGGUAGAACGUACAACGGAGCUUACGAUGGGUUUUACGGACGUUUGAAUGGCAAAGUGGCUUAUGAUUUGAAUAAAAUAAGGAACAGUGAAACAGGAAAUGCUGUUAGUAACACUACAUCACCUCUGCCCUGUGACUCUGAUAUCUUGAAGAUGAGGACAGCGGCUACAGUCUCGUGUUUAUCUUCCCAAAUAGCAACUCCAAAAGUGACUCCACACGUAAUUCAUAUUAGGGACACAAUGUUUAUUGUGGAUAUCAAUGAAACUGGUUCAGCAAUGCAGAGGAAAAUGAAUAAAAGAAAACAUUUAAACACUUCUAAUGAAGCUGUUCUUUUACCAGUUCCCACACAGAGUACACUGGAUGCCACCGCGUGUAAACCUCAUCUAUCCCCGUGUCUUUUCAACCUGCUGGAAGAUCCCUGCGAGAAACGGAACAUAGCGGCAGAGUUUCCGGAAACAGUAAACCAGCUGAUGUCCAUACUGCAGAGCUACCAACCUGUGGCACCAAAUAACCGACCAGAAGAUCCCCGCAGCUAUCCGAUCCAUUGGAACAACACUUGGACAAACUGGCUAGACUUUUUGUGAUGUGGAGAAAUGUUAAAAAUACACCACACCAAUAUACGUUGAAAGAACCAUGCAUAGAAUAGGUUAUGUUAUAUUUGUAUAACACUGAUAUAACAGAGUGUGUAUAAAUAUGAUCAUGUAUAGUAUGAUGAGUGAUGGAUGAGCGUUUAAGAACGAAAGAGGCCCAGAUGAUUACACUAUUUAUUCAAGAUUAAAUUUUUAUUUCAAAGACAUUUACACUUACACAUCUGGGUCCAGUAUUUAAUCAUAAAAAAAGAAUUGAUUAUUUUUACUGUUCAUCGUAUAUGAACAGGGAACUUUUUUUACAAAAUCACUUUUCAGAAAUCGGUUUCAUGCGUGUAAUAUUUUAUAAAUGCCAUUUUUGAGGGAAGGAUUGUAUAUGCAUUUGUAUCAAUUACAGUUACAUUUUAUACUGUACAGGAAACAAAAAAUAAUAUUGCUGCAAUUUUGUGGCUUUAAAGUUAUAAAUUGUCUGCAAUGUGUUAGUUAUCAAGUGUGUUUUCUUUGUAAUGGACUGAACGUGAUAUCCCACCAUAAUAGUUCGUAGAUUUUUGUUUAGUUACGUGUAGGCUGUGACUCCAAAUAUUGGCAAAACCCAAUAAAUGUAUACCAAAUAAAUUAAAUGGAUAUUUUUUCC
Molecule: messenger RNA, 2580 nt
Organism: Macrosteles quadrilineatus (aster leafhopper)
Lineage: Eukaryota; Metazoa; Arthropoda; Insecta; Hemiptera; Cicadellidae
Product: arylsulfatase B-like
Exons: 11
Coding region: 135-1943 (602 amino acids)
Source: RefSeq, a predicted model, not a curated record